AUACGGACACAUUCUUAAGCAAACUCAUCUCACAACAAAAUAUUAAGAAGCAAGAGUGAAAUAUGGCUACUCGCAACAAUAUUUUAGUUUUAUGUUUCUUAAUAGGUUUAGAGUUAUGCUCUGCAAGAAGAUCACUUCUCACCUACUCUGAAUCCGAGGCUGAAGUCGCUUCCUAUGGCGAGAAAAGUAGUUUGAGUGUUGGCGUUGGCGUUGGCGUUGGUGCUGAUGUUGAUGUUGGUAUUGGUCUUGGUGGUGGUGGAGGCGGUGGACAUGGUGGUGGUGCUGGAGGAGGUGGCGGUGGUGGUCCUGGAGGAGGAUCUGGUUAUGGAGGUGGAAGCGGUGAAGGUGGUGGAGCUGGAUACGGAGGUGGAGAAGCUGGUGGGCACGGUGGAGGUGGAGGAAGUGGAGGAGGCGGUGGUGGAGGAGCUGGCGGUGCACAUGGAGGUGGAUACGGUGGUGGAGAAGGCGGUGGUGCUGGAGGAGGAUAUGGAGGUGGAGGGGCAGGUGGACAUGGAGGUGGUGGAGGUGGUGGAAAAGGAGGCGGUGGAGGAGGAGGUUCUGGCGCCGGUGGAGCUCACGGUGGUGGUUACGGUGCCGGAGGUGGAGCUGGAGAGGGAUACGGUGGUGGCAGUGGAGCUGGGGGACAUGGUGGUGGAGGAGGAGGAGGUGGUGGUUCAGGAGGUGGGGGAGGUUAUGCUGCAGCUGGAUCUGGACAUGGUGGCGGUGCUGGUAGCGGAGAAGGCGGUGGUGGAUAUUGACCGUGCAUGAUAUCAUAUCUAUGUGGAGCAUAAGGGCCACUGAGUGAAGUGUCAUAUAAUACUCGUAUAAGAGAUUUUAUAUAUAUAUAUAUAUAUGGUAACAAAUACACUAAUCAUCUGUAAAAUAAGCCGGAAAAAGGGUUAUCGUUGAUGUUUUUAAUUGUACCAAUGUUAUAUACUACAUCAGUACUACUUCGUGUGUAUCAAAUUUUUAUAUAUGGAGAUGAAGAUAAUAUCUUCAAGAUAUCA
Messenger RNA from Brassica napus (rape), 1007 nucleotides. Its product is annotated as glycine-rich protein DOT1. Lineage: Eukaryota; Viridiplantae; Streptophyta; Magnoliopsida; Brassicales; Brassicaceae. The transcript has a single exon. The record is from RefSeq and is a predicted model, not a curated record. The coding region runs from base 63 to 758 and encodes 231 amino acids.